Molecule: messenger RNA, 2099 nt
Organism: Physeter macrocephalus (sperm whale)
Lineage: Eukaryota; Metazoa; Chordata; Mammalia; Artiodactyla; Physeteridae
Gene: POU2F3
Product: POU class 2 homeobox 3
Exons: 12
Coding region: 127-1380 (417 amino acids)
Biological process (GO): regulation of transcription by RNA polymerase II
Cellular component (GO): nucleus
Molecular function (GO): DNA-binding transcription factor activity, RNA polymerase II-specific; RNA polymerase II cis-regulatory region sequence-specific DNA binding
Source: RefSeq, a predicted model, not a curated record
GCGGCUCCCGCGGCGGCAGCGGCGGCCGGGGGCGGGAGGAAGGAGACCCUGGCUUCCCCGGGGGCCCGGCUGGGGCAGACGCGAGGGGCCUGGGGGGAAGCUGGCUUUGGCCCCGCCUGGGGCAGGAUGGUGAAUCUGGAACCCAUGCACCCAGAUAUCAAGAUGAGUGGGGAUGUAGCAGAUUCUACAGUUGCUCGAAGUGCUCUCAGCCAGGUGGAGACAGGAAAUGAUCGAAACGGCUUAGAUUUCAACAGGCAGAUUAAAACCGAGGACCUCAGUGACUCUCUGCAGCAGACCCUCUCUCAUCGGCCAUGCCACCUGAGUCAAGGACCUGCCAUGAUGUCUGGAAACCAAAUGUCUGGGGACAUGGCUUCCAUCCACCCGCUCCAGCAGCUUGUACUGGUUCCCGGACACCUACAGUCUGUCUCCCAGUUCCUGCUAUCUCAGACCCAGCCUGGGCAGCAAGGUCUGCAGUCAAAUCUUCUCCCCUUUCCCCAGCAGCAAAGCUCUCUCCUCCUCCCACAGACGGGGCUUGGCCUGGCGUCCCAGGCAGUUGGGCGCCCUGGGGUGCCAGGAUCCUCUUUAGAACCGCAUCUGGAAGCAUCCCAGCAUCUCCCAGUCCCCAAGCAUCUCCCCAGCUCUGGAGGAGCUGAUGACCCCAGUGACUUGGAGGAGCUGGAGAAGUUUGCCAAGACCUUCAAGCAGAGGCGCAUUAAGCUGGGCUUCACACAGGGAGACGUGGGUCUGGCGAUGGGAAAGCUGUAUGGCAACGACUUCAGCCAGACUACCAUCUCCAGAUUUGAGGCUCUAAAUCUGAGCUUCAAGAACAUGUGCAAGCUCAAGCCGCUGCUGGAGAAGUGGCUGAAUGAUGCAGAAUCCUCUCCAUCAGACCCCUCCGUGAGCACCCCCAGCUCUUACCCUACCCUCUGUGAAGUGUUCGGGAGGAAGAGGAAGAAGCGGACCAGCAUCGAGACCAGCAUCCGCCUGACUCUGGAGAAGAGAUUUCAAGAUAACCCCAAACCCAGCUCAGAGGAGAUCUCCAUGAUUGCAGAGCAGUUGUCCAUGGAAAAGGAGGUGGUGAGGGUCUGGUUCUGCAACCGACGCCAAAAGGAGAAGCGAAUCAACUGCCCUGUGGCCACACCCAUCAAAUCACCCAUGUACAGUUCCCGGCUGGUGUCUCCCUCUGGGUCUCUGGGGCCCCUCUCUGUCCCUCCUGUCCACAGCACCAUGCCUGGAACAGAUCUUGGUACCGAUGGAAUCAUCCCACCUACCUCCACUGAGACCAAAACGUUUCUCCUAGGCCACCUGGCCCUGUAUUCCCCACUGGAAGGAAGGGAGUCACGCCUUCUCUGUAUGGACAGAUUACUUUCAGGAGAGUAGAAGAGAAUCUCCACUAUCAAUGAACCCAAACUCUUGCCUUCUUCAGGAGCAAGGGCCUCUGGAGAUCCAAACUGUGACCGAACCACGUGCUGGCUCCUAGUGCCCUUGAAACGCACAGCCCUCCUAGGAGUUGGCCAUUUUUACCUUCCUUGCCUGUGCCCUUCUCCUCUCGUUCCAAAUAUGUCAGAUGGCUUCACUGCGACAGUGGUCUUUCAGAAAGGACCUCUUGCCAUUAUUCUCCAGCUCAUCUCCAGCUCAUUCUGGGCACAGCCAUUUGCCUGGUGCCAAACCACCAGAAGGGAGAGAAGGUUUUGACUCUGAACUUAGCCACAACCUCCGAACUGAUUCUAGAAUCUAUGAAAAGAUUUGAAUCUGGUGUCUCCACCAAAGCUCUGGUGUCUUCUCUGUUCAGCAAAGCUUUCUGACUGAGUCUUCACGUCACCCUAUUUUCUCUUUAGCCCCGCCCCUUUUCCAGAACCACAUCCAUUCAUGAUCGUGUUCUCCGAAUUCCCUCCUCUUUACAGAACGCUGAGCCACGCUCAGCCCCCUGGGCACAUUGCUCUGCCCACAGGUGUUCUUCUGUCUGCUCCGUCUGCCCCAGAGUUCAGGAACGAACGCUUGUUCUUUCUCUCCUUUCCUGUAUUUCUCCUUAUCUCGUCCUCUCUCCCUUCUCCUGGUGCAAAAGGAAGAACACAAAAGCACACACGCAACAAUUAGGC